Molecule: messenger RNA, 3801 nt
Organism: Diorhabda carinulata
Lineage: Eukaryota; Metazoa; Arthropoda; Insecta; Coleoptera; Chrysomelidae
Exons: 7
Coding region: 82-3768 (1228 amino acids)
Source: RefSeq, a predicted model, not a curated record
AAUUCCAACAUUGUGAUAUCAUUAUCACAAUAUAAUUAAUCUAUUAUUUGGUUUCUUGAUUGAAACUUUUGAUGAGUUAAGAUGAGAAUUUCCAUAAUUUUGUUAUUAUCCUUUGUGAUAAUUUCUCAUUGUAAAGAUAUUCGCAAACUCAAGUUCAACGGUAUUGGUAGAGGUAUCAAUGGAUUCAAAAAACGCGCAGAAGAAUUUUCAAGAAUAAGAAAGAUUCGAGACACUGAAAAUACCUAUUAUACACCUUUAGAACUAUCGGCUGAUAUCAUUUCAGAAAGAGGAAAAAGAUGUGUCACUAGCAGACUUGGUUCAACAUUAUCAUCUAGACUUGGAUACCCAAAAUCUGAGUUAUCAGAAGAUAAAGGUAAAAAAGGACGCAAGUUAUACGAAACUUUAUGUAAAGCCUGUGUUAAGAAAAACAACUGCGAGUACUUAAAUGAUUGUCCCCUUUGUGAGAAGUGGUGUAUUCAAGGGGCUUCUAUAUGUGACAAUGAAAAUGACUCGAAUGUUGAUCCAAGGUUAGAAGAUACACCGUCGGACGAUAUUAUAUCAAGCAGAUCAAAUUUCGAAAAUAAUCCCAAUACUUAUACGGUUACCAUGACAAACGGACCGUUAAUGGAAAUUAUUCUCAAUUUAUUAUCUGUUUGGGAUACCAAAUCAGUGGAAUAUGUGACUAUAACCGUUAAAGGUACAAAACAUAAACCGAUGGUGUUCGAUUCUCCAGAUAACGAAAAAAUUAAGCAAAGCGUAUUGAACGCCAUUAAUGAAAAGAAACUAACGAAAAAUGAAUAUUUCUUGGAGCAAAAUGAAAUCGAAAAAAUUAUCUCCGAUACACUAGAAAAGUUACACUCCAAAAACACUGACGAUGCUAAAACCAAUGAAAACCCACAGCUACAAUUGACUUUGCGGGACUCUGAAUCAGAAAAUGUAAUGCACCAGAUGAUAAAUCCUGAUGUUAUAGAAGAGGCUCCAGAUAUGUCUUCAAUAGUAGGAACACCGCUACUGCUGAAUAAAGAUCCAGAGAAUUUGCAGAUGCUAAAUAGAAAUUCCGGAGGCGACCUAAACAUCUUACAUCAAGAUCAACCACGAAAUCAAAUAUUUUCUGAUAGUUUACAAAAUCAGCCUAACUUAGUUGGAGAUACGAAUCCCCUGCCGGAAGAUAAAGAAUCGGUAUCUCAAAGCAGUGCAGCGUUUUCUACUCCAGAUAACAUAAAAACUAUAGAAAUCAACCCAGAAUUAAAAUCAAGUGAAAAUGUUGAUAUGAGAGACUCGAAUAAUAUGCAAAAUAUGAAUCCAGCAUUAACCAACAAUAUGGCAAUACCCACUGAGAAAUUUAUGAGAAUACCGCACCACCACCACCACCAUCAUCAUCACCAUACCUUAUCAAGAUCUGGCAACCCAACCAACGAAAUACCAUCUGCUGGGACAUUGAAUCCAUCAUCGGAAUUUGAUAAACGAAUUGGAGAAUCCGAUAGGCUUUUAGCCUUAACUCAGCCACAACAACAGCAGCACCCACAUUUUUCCAAUAAUUUACCACAAUUUACUAACAACCAAUUGACACCACAAGAGCAACCACUUGACAAGCGUCUUCCAUUCGAGUCAGUUUUUCCUCUGUUUUUCAGACGAUCUAAUAUUCCUAUCAGUACUGGACAAGAAAUGGAAGCCAAUAACCCAUCCACAGAAGGAACCAAACAAGAAUUUAUAAUACAAACUGACAAUGUUCCAAAUUUAGAUUCCAAAGCAUCCGAAAUGGUUUCUCUACCUGAACCAAUAAUCAGCAGUCAACAAAAUGUUGAAGGAAAUUCCGAAGUUGGGGAACACCAUCAUCAUCACCAUCACCAUUGGCAUUCUUCGAAAUUUGAACCAAAUGAGAAUGAUGAAACAUAUACAUCUGAUCCCAAACUCAAUCAAAACGAUCUUAUAGUGGAGCCUCCAGCAUUAUAUUCUGAAUCGAACGAUUUAUCGAAAAAUUUGAAAAAACCAAUUCAGCCGGAAGCUAGAGAACAUCACCACCAUCAUCACCAUCAUCAUUGGCAUCAACCUAAUUUCCGGACAAACAAUAAUGGCGAUGGUUCUUUCGAAAAUAUGAUGAUAAGUUCACCUGGAGAUACGCAAGAUUUCAAUGAAAAAACUCCUAUCUUAGGAGUUUCAUCACCAGAUAAUAUUAUAAGCGAUGUAUUCUCACAAAAUGUAUUGGAUCAAAAAAGUGCUCCUCUUCUAGAAUCGCCUACAGAAAAAUUUAAACCAUUGUCAAUAAAAGCGGAGAAUCCUUCUGAACAAGAGCUUUGGGAACCACUUCAAGUACGAGUAAGUACUACCGAAAAUUCUGUUGAGAAUCCUAUACAACUUUCCCAAGACGAAUCUCUUAAGAUGCUCAGAAAUGAAAGUCCUCUUCCCCUUAAAGAAACGUUUAAACCAAGUAAUAUGGAAUCUUCGAAAGAAUCAUUGGAAGAAGAAACUGAAACUACCUCUAGAAAAACAAAGCUUGGUGCAAAGGCGAACGCGCUACUGAAAAAAAUUAAGGACAGACAAGAUGAAAAACUGGCGAAAAUUGCCAGAACCAGAGAGAAUAUAGCUAGCCAAAGAAAAGCUACAGAAGAAUCUAUUAGAAAAGGCUUACCUAUAGACUCUAGCAAUGCCCAAGCUGAAGUAAUUCAAGAACCAGUAGUGAAUACUAUCGAAUCAGCUCAGUUAGCUUUAGAAAAACUUCAAGACCUUACGACUACCAAAGAUCCAGAUAUUGAUAAUUUAGGAAGUCAACCGUUGGAUAAUAGUUGGGAAAUGAGGUUAGACGACUCCUUGAACCAUAAAAACCCGAAGGCAACGGAAACCUUAGAAGCAAUAAACGAAAUAGAAGAAAAUCCUAAUAUUUCUAUUCGAGGUCGAAUUCAAGAUGGAACAGAAGCAUCUAAUACUUUAGGAAGAUUAAUUCCAUCUUCAAGAGAUAUGCAAAUAUCGUACAAAGGUCCUUCAGAUAUUUAUUUCGUCGGUAAUGGUAUAAAGCUUCCUCUCCAAAUAGACAAACAACCCGACGGGACACUUGAAUUAUCUGUAGACAUAGAGAAAUUAUGCUCGUGUCACAAUAUAAGCUGCCCCAAAGAUCAUUCUACCUUAGAACGUGCUGUUGGAGAAAUAUUAGAAAGAAACGCCGAACUGCAAGAGCAAUUAGAAAAUUCCGAUGACACGUCUAGUGGAAUGCCUGCACCUAAUAUGAACCAAGAGAUGGUUGACAAUUUGAAUGGAUUGAAUCAAAAUUCUUUUGUAGAUUUGAAAAACCGUAUUGCUAAUAAGUUUGAUGAAGAAAAGGUGACAAGGGAACGACGGUCAACGGUCAAAAAUAUUGAACGAAGUUCGAUGGAGACACCUAAACAAGAAGAAAUUUCUAACGAUACCAGAGUCAAAGUCAAAAAUUUCUUGAAAGAAGUGUUGGGAAAGAGUGUUGAAGAUUUGAGAAACAAAAUGUCAAAAAAAACUCGAUUUUCAACAUCACCCCAGAAAGAAUCUACAAUGGAAGAAAAUGUAAUACCUAUUAAUAAAUAUUAUAAAUUCAAGGAUAUGGAAGAGAGGAUAUCUAAUAACAUAGAUAAAACGGUGGAUAAUUUCUCGAAAAUGGAUAAUGUACUACUGGAAAACGAGUCAGAUAUUUUAAGAAGAAUAAAUGAGGAUCCUCUUAUCAGACAUGAAGUCGGAAUAAUCAGUGAUUUAUUGAGUUUUUUUAAAACAUUAGCUGUAGAUAAUAACAAUGAUAAUGAUAUUUAAAAUAUAUUAUUUUAUCUCAGAUUUUUUUCAUUU